Messenger RNA from Contarinia nasturtii (swede midge), 872 nucleotides. RefSeq names its product hyphally regulated cell wall protein 3-like. The record is from RefSeq and is a predicted model, not a curated record. The transcript has 3 exons. Bases 30 to 647 code for a protein of 205 amino acids. NCBI's taxonomy places the organism in Eukaryota, Metazoa, Arthropoda, Insecta, Diptera, Cecidomyiidae.
CAAACAAAACAAGAGAAAUCGCAUUGACAAUGAACUUGAAAAUGUUUAAGUUUUCUUUUCUCGUCGUUGUUAUUGUUUUGAUAGCAAACGAUGGUGCAAAUGGAGCCACAAACGGUGACGCAAAUGGAACCACAAACGGUAGCGCAAAUGGAGCUACAAACGGUGGCACCAAUGGAACGACAAACGGUAGUGCAAAUGGAGCUACAAACGGUGACGCAAAUGGAGCCACAAACGGUAGCACCAAUGGAACGACAAACGGUAGCGCAAAUGGAGCUACAAACGGUGGCGUAAAUGGAGCCACAAACGGCAGCGUAAAUGGAGCUACAAACGGUGGCGCAAAUGGAGCCACAAACGGUAGCACCAAUGGAGCUACAAACGGUGGCGCAAAUGGAGCCACAAACGGUAGCACCAAUGGAACCACAAACGGAAGCGCAAAUGGAAAUCAAACAAAUACCAGCCAAAAUGCAGGAAACAAGCUUCCUUGUGCAGCAGCCAGAGCAGCAAUCGGGCAGUAUUUACAAGACAGAGGGUUUACCAACAACAACAAUAAUAAUAAUAACAAUGGUCAAAAUGUCAUAAAAACAAUUCCGGCUGCUUUUCAAGAUGCUCUUAAUACAUACCUUAGGACAAGAGGUUACAUACAGUGAAGAAUUACUUAAUUAUCACACAACUUUUACAUAUUCAAAUAUGUAAACGAUGUCAUUUUUAACCAUAAACGAAUUAUAUGUAAAUUUUUCAUCAAAUUUUUUUUGGGUAUGAAAGUUUUGUUGAUAAUUUUGGAAUACUGUAUGAGUUUAACGUAAUGGCUUUCAAUUUAUUCAUAUUCUUGUUUUUCAAAAAUAUAAAGUUCAAUAAAAAGCUUCAUAGCACAA